UUGCCCCGGUGACGGUGGCCCUUCGGCCCGGGCUCGUCGCCCUCCGGCUGCGGCUCGGUCCAGCUCCUCCCGCAGGUGAUGGAGAAGUACCAGGUCCUGGGCCUCAUCGGGGAGGGCAGCUACGGGGUGGUGAGCAGGUGCAGGAAUAAGGAGAGCGGGCAGGUGGUGGCUGUCAAAAAGUUCCUGGAGAGCGAGGACAACGCGGCAGUGAGGAAGAUCGCCGUGCGGGAGAUCAAACUGCUGAAGCAACUCAGGCAUGAGAAUCUUGUGAGCCUGCUGGAAGUGUAUAAAAAGAAGAAACGGUGGUAUCUGGUGUUUGAAUUUGUGGAUCACACGGUGCUUGAUGAUCUUGAGGCAUCUCCAAAUGGACUAGACUACAGCAGGGUUCGGAAAUACUUAUUUCAGAUUUUGAGAGGAAUAGCAUUUUGUCACAGCCAUAAUAUAAUACAUCGGGAUAUUAAGCCAGAGAACAUAUUGGUCUCCAAGUCAGGAGUGGUAAAACUCUGUGAUUUUGGUUUUGCUCGCACAUUGGCAGCUUCUGGGGAAGCUUACACAGACUAUGUGGCAACUCGAUGGUACAGAGCUCCAGAGCUGCUGGUGGGAGACACGAAAUACGGCAGGGCUGUGGAUGUGUGGGCUACUGGCUGUCUGGUAACAGAAAUGCUCACAGGAGAGCCCCUGUUCCCUGGAGAUUCAGACAUUGACCAGCUCUACCACAUCACCAAAUGCCUGGGUAAUUUAAUUCCAAGACACCAAGAGUUAUUCUGUAAAAAUCCCCUUUUUGCUGGCAUGAGGUUGCCUGAAGUGAAAGAGGCUGAAUCUCUGGACAGAAGAUAUCCUAAGCUCUCUGCUUCAGUACUAGAUUUAGCCAAGAAGUGUUUGCAGAUUGACCCAGACAAAAGACCAUCCUGUGCUGAACUCUUGCAGAGCGAUUUCUUUAACAAGGAUGGAUUUGCUGAAAGUAGAUUUGCUCAGGAGCUUAAAUUAAGAACUCACAAAGAAACUAGGGACCAUCAGUUACAAAAAAAAUCAAAAGUCAGCAGAAGGGAUAAAGAUGAUGCUGUGGAAGAAAGGAAGAUGGUUGGUGUACAGGAUUUCAACACUGACCCAAAGAGCAGAGAUGCGAAGGUGUUCAAAGUGAAGUGUUCUAAAGCUGAUGGAGAGAAAGGAGAGCGAUCUUCUGACCUGAGCUCCCUCUAUGACAGUGCAAUCAACCCAUUCAAAAUAUGCUCUCAAGCCAACCUGAAAGAUUCCAGUAGCAACUUGGGCUACAUCAAGAAUGCAGGCAUCAUUAUUCCUCCCAUUAACCGGAAUGUUUCUCCCACUGUGUCUGCAAUGAUGCCUGUGCCUAGGAACUGUAACUACAGAGUUGAUGAAAGGAGUAAGAAUUAUUUGAAACCAUUUUUAAAGCAAAUGAAGCAUUCUCCAGCAGGCCAUUACAGUGUAAGCUUGACUUCGGUCUCUAAUGAAAAGAACAUCCUUCAGGCCAGUAAGAAGAAACGGGAAUUCUCUAAGACAGAUGUGCAUUUGCCAGAGCUAAAUCAUCUCCCUGAACUGAAAGGAGUGGAAGGAUGGCAUCCCAGAUAUCUCAAAAAGGAAAAUAAAACAGUUUCAGAGUCCCGGGUCCCCUCUCUUGCUGCUAUUGACCUUCAUAACACAAGUCUGGCCUCACAGCAGAAGCAAAACUUGCCUUGGUUUCUCAGCUGUCUGCAGACAAAAAUUGGAAGAAAGGGUUGAGAUGAUUCUUGUGAAGGCUCCCUGCCCCCCUGACAUCAUACAGGUUAGGAAACUAAUGGUAUCCCCUGACGUUUGGGAUGGAGAUCUCUGGGGUGAUCUUGAUGACAGUGAGUAAGAAGAUGAUCCUUUGUUCCUCACUUGGGUAAAGA
Lagopus leucura (white-tailed ptarmigan) is the source of this 1886-nucleotide messenger RNA. Its product is annotated as cyclin-dependent kinase-like 2. The record is from RefSeq and is a predicted model, not a curated record. NCBI's taxonomy places the organism in Eukaryota, Metazoa, Chordata, Aves, Galliformes, Phasianidae. Gene Ontology annotation, cellular component: nucleus. Gene Ontology annotation, molecular function: ATP binding; cyclin-dependent protein serine/threonine kinase activity. Gene Ontology annotation, biological process: protein phosphorylation.